Molecule: messenger RNA, 2277 nt
Organism: Thyridium curvatum
Lineage: Eukaryota; Fungi; Ascomycota; Sordariomycetes; Thyridiales; Thyridiaceae
Exons: 2
Coding region: 1-2277 (758 amino acids)
Biological process (GO): regulation of transcription by RNA polymerase II; DNA-templated transcription
Cellular component (GO): nucleus
Molecular function (GO): zinc ion binding; RNA polymerase II cis-regulatory region sequence-specific DNA binding; DNA-binding transcription activator activity, RNA polymerase II-specific
Source: RefSeq, a predicted model, not a curated record
AUGACGUCGGCUCCAGGAUCAGCGCCAGAUUUCGAACGCCAACAGCCAACCGCCACACCAAGCAAGAAACGCCGCCGGCCAGCACUGUCUUGCGAGCAGUGCAGGCAGCGCAAAAUUCGCUGUGAUCGGAAUCUACCUUGCAAGAGCUGCAUCAAGCUUAAGAUCCAAUCUUGCACCUACGUAGCAACGCAUAUUCCUAAAUCUCGGGCAAGGGGAAUCGUUAGUCAGUGUCAUGAUGUUGGCUCAGCAGGGCCGGUCUUGGUCCCGGGACGGUCGGCAACAGUCGGUGAUCAUGCAGGGAGUUGGAUGGCCGAUUCUCCUCCGUCGGGAACGCCCCUCAGACAUCUGGCUCCUGGCCCGGCAGCAUGCCCUGGAAUGGAAAGCCCAACAGAACAUGCGCUCACGGCAAGGAUUCAAGAGCUUGAGCGAAAGCUUGAAGAUGCGCACCAGGGAACGUCGUUACCGAAAGACAAACUCUUAGAUGACAGCAACAACAGCGGCGAAUGGAGCGCUCCCAUGAAAGGAACAAAUGCCAAGAUCCGGUUCUUUGGCCAAAGCCACUGGAUGAAUGGUCCAGACAUGUUCCCAGACGUCCUCUCUACACUCAUUAAUGCCGAAGCCAAAAGGAUAGGACCCUAUCGCAACUUCAUCAAAUGCAAGACUCUUGCCCGCACUAUCAAAGAACACCGAGCUGACCCUGUCUCCUCGACCACCUUGGGCGAGACUGUUCCUGCGAAAGCUCUCGCUGAUCAACUGGUGGAUGCCUACUUCUGCAACUUUGAAGGCGCCAUACGCAUUCUCCAUGUGCCCACCUUCCGCGCAGAGUACGAACGGUACUGGCUGAAUCCCGCGACAGCGAACGUGGCCUUUGUCAUACAGAUGCAAUUAUGCAUGGCCCUGGGGGCAUCUGUCCACGAUGAUGUUUUUUCUCUACGUGCGACAGCUGUAAAGUGGGUGUGCGAGGCACAGCUAUGGCUUAUAUUGCCCCCAGAGAAGAGUAGGAUGACGAUUGUGGGCAUCCAGAUUCUGUGCUUGCUCUCUAUCUGCAAGGCUGCCUGCGCCGUUGGUCAGGAUCUGGGAUGGGUCACGUCGGGAUGUAUUGUGCGGCGAGCCAUCUGCAUGGGUUUGCACCGGGACCCGAGCCAACUAGCAAAGAUGACGGUGUAUCGAGCUGAGAUGCGGCGCCGCUUAUGGGCCACCAUCCUCGAACUCAACUUGCAGGCGUCCUUUGACGCUGGCAACCCGCCGUUGAUAUCUCCAAAGCAUUACGAUGUUCUCUUACCUGCAAAUCUCAACGACGAUCAGCUCACAGAUGAAGCCGACCACAGGACUGCGGCGAUUGACAAGUCAGAUGAGCUCACAGACAUGUCGGCCCAGCUGCUAUUGCUAAGGUCGCACCCUCUCAGACGUGAGAUCAUCAGACAUGUCACCGAGUCCCGAGGAAAGAACUCGUAUCCAGAAACCUUGCGACUCAGCUCUGAGCUCACAAAGGCCUGUCACUCUAUGACCAAAGACCUGGUUAUUCUGACAGAAGCACAGAAACGAGCUCCUCGGGCGAUAGCCAAUCAGUUUCACUGCAGAUUUAUCCAACUCAUGGUCUACCGCUGCUUUGCUCCUCUCCAUCAGCCAAUGCUACGGCUUGCGCCCAACGAUCCUACCGUGUACUACUCUCGCAAGGUCUUGCUCGACUCUUCCCUCGAGAUCAUCGAGAUAUGCAACCUGUCUCGUCCGCGGAGUACUGCAGACGCACGCGGAUUGAUUGACACGGCGACCGCGUUCGACCGCCUAAUCGUCACCGGCUCAGGGUUCUUUCGAGUCGUACCCCUGCAAGCGAUUCUAUCGAUCGGGAUGGAGUUUGUGCACAUCAAAGAAGAAGAAGAGCGUGACCUGCUUGCCACGAUGCGUCCCAAGGCUAGCAAUGAACUCCGUCCCAUUAUCGAAGCAUCAAUAGAUUGGGCCGGACGACGCAUCAGGGCCGGCGAGACAACCAUCAAGAUCUAUUGCUUGACCUCCGCGGGACUAGUGCUGGCAGACGGCAUCGACAAGGGGCUUUCUUCGGAGCAGAUUCAGCAAUCAGUCUUCGAGUCCGGCGAGGAGAGUAGUAUCCAGUGCUGGGAGUACCUCAAGGAAGUAGCCGACCGUGACGGAGUAAAGAUCAACGAGGAUGAUGGGUCUCCCGCAAAGGUCGAGGUGCCAGCCGACACAAUGGACUUCACGUUUGAUUGGUUCGGGGGUUUUGGCUGGGACGCGGUGGGCGAAUGGUCGUUCGAGGUGUGA